Molecule: messenger RNA, 951 nt
Organism: Clonostachys byssicola
Lineage: Eukaryota; Fungi; Ascomycota; Sordariomycetes; Hypocreales; Bionectriaceae
Source: the annotation of a GenBank genome assembly
AUGCCUUGCUGCUUCGCGACCCUCAAGUUCCGGCAAUGUGGCCACGCCAUGUUGUUCAAGCUUGGCUGCAGCAAGCCGGAAUGUACAGAGAUAUGCCCCAAUAAACGACGUCAGUUCCUCCUGCAGACGGAGUACAUGUGGCGCUGCGAGGACUGCGUCGAGUUCGAGUACAAGCAGUCCUCGGACCUUCAGGCCAGCGAGUGGGACACAUACUACGCGAGGCUCAGAUCCAACCCUCUACUGUCCCAAGAGAGCCGGGACUCGAUCACCCUGACGGCGAGAAACAGGGAGGUUCGCCAGGAGGCCACCCGGGACCAGCGCAGGAGCGGCUGCGUGGAGGAGGUCCAGCGCGUCGUCGACUGGGUUGAGGAGUACGGCGGCCUGGUGUGGGAUCUCGUCUACGGGCAUAAACGUGACUUCGACGAGUCGAAGACCCGCCUCCAGUUCCUGAGAGCAGCGAAAUACUGGGAUCUGAUUGUCAUGUUUGACUAUGUGAGGAAGGCGCGGGACCCGUGGGACAAGGAGAACUUCCCACAUUGGAUCGAGGAACUGAUCCAGCCAGUGCGGACAAGACCAGCUACACCGGCGGCGGCCGGUCCCGGAACCCCAAGAAGCGCCGGAGGGUCCUCGGCUUUUCGGGGGUUCCAGCCGGGGAUGUGCAGGAUGGCCGCCAUGGAUGAGGCGGCGGAACUGACCCAGAGGAUGACCGAUAUUGCCAUUCAGAGCCCCGGAUCAAGUUCCGACCUCGACUCCGAAACAAAUUACAUCCUCGAGUCGGGGCCUCCUCGAAAGAUUUCUCCGGACGAGGUUCCCAGGUCAUUCAUGAGCGACCCUGACGAUCCUCUUUCCUUAUUCUUCAACGCAGACGUGGUAAUGGAAGAUGAAGAUGCUUCGUCAACUCUGAGCACCGAUAAAGAUGCGGAGAAAGAAGAGCCCAACUACAUCUCGUAG